This is a messenger RNA of Cercocebus atys (sooty mangabey), 1143 nucleotides long. It is a transcript of the gene COMMD2, whose product is annotated as COMM domain containing 2. Bases 75 to 674 code for a protein of 199 amino acids. The transcript is spliced from 5 exons. Lineage: Eukaryota; Metazoa; Chordata; Mammalia; Primates; Cercopithecidae. The record is from RefSeq and is a predicted model, not a curated record.
GGCGCCCGGACACCGGCGCCGGAAGAGGGGAAGGCGGGUUCCGCGCUGCGGGGUGAAAUCGUAGGACAGUGAAGAUGCUGCUGGAGUUGUCCGAGGAGCAUAAGGAGCACCUGGCCUUCCUGCCUCAAGUGGACAGCGCGGUGGUCGCGGAGUUUGGGCGGAUUGCUGUGGAAUUCCUGAGGCGCGGCACAAACCCAAAAAUCUACGAAGGCGCUGCCAGAAAACUGAAUGUGAGUAGUGACACUGUCCAGCAUGGUGUGGAAGGAUUAACGUAUCUCCUCACUGAGAGCUCAAAGCUCAUGAUUUCUGAACUGGAUUUCCAAGACUCUGUUUUUGUUCUGGGAUUCUCUGAAGAAUUAAACAAAUUGUUGCUUCAGCUUUAUCUGGACAACAGAAAAGAGAUCAGAACUAUUCUAAGUGAAUUGGCACCAAGUCUUCCCAGUUAUCAUAACCUUGAAUGGCGACUAGAUGUACAGCUUGCAAGUAGAAGUCUCAGGCAACAGAUUAAACCAGCAGUGACUAUAAAGCUACACCUUAAUCAAAAUGGAGAUCACAACACCAGAGUUCUACAGACAGACCCAGCCACCCUGCUCCAUUUGGUUCAACAACUAGAACAAGCACUGGAAGAGAUGAAGACAAACCACUGUAGGAGAGUUGUUCGCAACAUCAAGUAGUUACCAGUUUUAAGGUUUUAAUUCAUUUGAAUCACUUUUGAAUUGAUGAUAUACAGCAAUUACUUUUCAAAAUUAAUUUUUUAUUAAUUCAUGAUGAUAAAUACAUAGUAUUCCUCAGUAUCUAUUCCAAGAUACUGAGGUCAUAAUUAGAAGCUAAGCUGGGUGCAGUGGCUCAUGCCAUUAAUCCCAGCACUUUGGGAGGCUGAGGUGGGCGAAUCAUGAGGUCAGGAGAUAGAGACCUUCCUGGCUAACAUGGUGAAACCCUGUCUCUACUAAAAAUACAAAAAAUUAGCCAGGUGUGGUGGCACGCGCCUGUCAGAGUCCCAGCUACUCGGAAGGCUGAGGCAGGAGAAUCGCUUGAACCUGGGAGGUGGAGGUUGCAGUAAGCCAAGAUUGUGCCACUGCACUCCAACCUGGGUGACAGAGCGAGACUCCAUCUCAAAAAUAAUAAUAAUAAAGUAAAAAUAAA